This is a messenger RNA of Schistosoma haematobium, 6294 nucleotides long. Its product is annotated as Zinc finger CCHC-type and RNA-binding motif-containing protein 1, variant 2. Gene Ontology annotation, cellular component: U12-type spliceosomal complex. Gene Ontology annotation, biological process: mRNA splicing, via spliceosome. Gene Ontology annotation, molecular function: zinc ion binding; RNA binding. The record is from RefSeq and is a predicted model, not a curated record. The transcript has 7 exons. The coding region runs from base 5260 to 5694 and encodes 144 amino acids. Lineage: Eukaryota; Metazoa; Platyhelminthes; Trematoda; Strigeidida; Schistosomatidae.
ACUUACCCGGCCAAAGAAGAUCCUCUUACAAUAUUAUUCAACUGAUGUAUCUCAGAAAAAGAUGCGUAGCAGCAACCAACACUAAAAAAAGCAAAAGAACUUUGUUUAUUUUGUUAGUAACGACUUUGGUGAUUUUUAGACGUCAACAGACUACGUAAAUAUACUAACACCUAGGAAUAUUGCCAGCAUAUACGUACGCAACUGACCUCAAGGACUUCAUAUACAAAAUGCCUGCUGUCGUUUAGGGCGUCCAAGGUCGUGGGAAGGAAAGUGCGGUCAGGUUUGAAAGUCGAUCGUUUGUUCCGUGGAUUUACCUAGGUUCACAUAGGUGAGUGUCGUAAUGAAUAAGCAGGAAACGACAAAAUGAUAAAACCCGACUACGCUUUUGAACUCUCUUAAGACCUAAACAUGUAAUAAAUCAGGAAACAGCAAAAGCAAACAAGGACUAAGACUCAUUUGUAGUAUACUGAGUUACGAACUUCGGGUUGAUGUGUAAUGAAGUGCAAACCUGCUUAGAAGUAGUGAGCAAAUUAUACCAGUACCGAAGUUUCAGUGCUAAAACGAAGAGUUCGGGAUAUAGUGCUAGAAUGUAGCUUUUGGAGAUAUGAUGUCUUAGAAUUCAUUUCUUGGUUCAAGACGUGAGGUUCGGGUUGGUUUUGUCUUUGCGGUCGGUCUAUGUGUAAUGUCGCGCAUAGUCCUAUUCUAACUUCAAACUUUAGGUUGUCGCACAAGUCAUCUGUUUCAUGUUUUACUCCCCAGGGUCGUCUCAUUUCCACUUUUUUAUUAUCGUCUCUGGUGACGUAAUUAUAUUUGACUUUAGAUUCUGCCAGGGUUUAUUUACUAUGACAUCCUAGGUUACUGUUCGAGAAUAUCCAAACUUCACAAUGUUGUUUGGGGGCUGAUAUUGUGCAUGAUGUAGGUCGUAAGUGCUUGAUUAUUGGCUUGGCCUUUAAAAAACUAGUUUGCUAUGUCUAUUUAGUUCCCAUAAAAACAUGGUAUGACUGGCCACCAUAGAUUCAGUGUGACACAGUAAAUAGAGUUUGCGGUUGAAAACUAGUUAGUGUGGCUGAAAAUCAAUCGUAGUAGUACAUAUGUGCUCACCAUCUAUUUUCAUCUCAAUCCCAAUCAUGACAUUACACAUUUUUCACUUCUUGUUUUUCAUACGCUAAGGUACCGACUGACAGUAAGCUGCAAAACAUUUGAAGUUAAGUUUUCGACGUCAGUACAUCAUAUGUAUAUUGUCUUAAUCUCUAUUCCUUCACUUGGUGCUAUUAUCUUUACUCCUUUGUUUUUUUUCUGAUUCAUUUCCUCUGUUAACUUAUGGUGACUCACGGUCAUCUGUUCCGGGUCCAUUGCAAUUUAUGUUUCUGUUUGUCGAAUUAAAGAUUCCUCCCCGUACACGACAUUUGUAAUGGCUGCGAAAAAUGGACAUGCAUAUGCUGUAGGUAUUUGAUAAUAGGUGUCUCGUAAAACACUUGAGUGAGCAGUGUUGAGGUUUAGCAUCGGUUACUAGACAGAGAUGGCAGAUCUAUCGAUGGAGUUGCAAAUCCUUAUCAAUUGAGGUGCUUAGGAUGUAUGUUAGGUAUGUCUAAUUACUGUCCAUCUCUAUGGUUAGUGUUUACUAGUGUGGGAUUAUAUCGAGAGAAAGUUUGGUGCGGCAAAACUAAAGUGUGGCGUCAGUUCGUGAAGUAAUUAGGCUUAUUGUUAGCUGUCGUCUAGUCAUUGUGUUGAUUUAUAUUUACGGGCAGUAUCCACUUUUUCUCUUUAGCUAGCCAUGUUGCAUAUUUGGAAAAUAAUUUUUUUGUCUACCUUGACGCUAAAUUCUCAAAUAAAAAUCAAGACAUCAACUUCUAAGAUUCAGUGGGUAGUAUUUUAAAUAUUAGCUGUAUUUAAGAAACCUCAGUGAAACGAAAUGGGUUUUAUGAUUAACCUCUUCAGGUCAAUCCAAGUUUAAAUGGUAAAUGAAUCACAUCAAAUGAUCUGAAUUAAUACUUGUUACGAUUUUUAACCAAAUAAUGAUAAAGCAUUAUAAUUCCACGUUUCAUCAAGUCUCUUUCUCUUUGAUGGUGUCAUACUUUACUUAUCGUUAAUUAGGUGUUCACAUUGCAUUAGCGCCUGGUUAGUAUUAUGAAGAAAAGACCGAAGCUUAGUCUUAUUUUUGAUGAGGAGAAGAGAAAGUACGGUCUUUAUUUUCCCACUUUCGAGUUAUUAGAGAAUAUCUUACUGGAUUUCGAAAAAGAAAGCUUGAACGUAAAGAAAAGGGACGUAAAGCAGCAGAAAAACAAUUGAAAAAUGAGAUUAAGGCUGUUAAGGACAAAUAUAGAGAGGCUGCUCGUCAAAAGCUUGAAAAUAUUCGGUUGCCUGGGCCUCUAGAUUGUGUUGAAAACAUCCUUUCCAAUGACAAACAGGUUAUCGGAGACCAAAGUGUUGUUAUUCAAGAAUUAGAUUUGUGUAACUCCCAUUAUUUCAUGGGUGCUUGCAAGGUACAUUGAGAUAAAGCAGUUUCACUCCUAACUUAUUCAGGAACGAAAUUCUGAUCCAAUCAUUUCUAGUGAAGAGCCACAUAUGUCGCUUAAAAAAGCACUCAAAAUGAAUCCCAUGAGGAGUAAAAAGCGUUUCCGUCGUUCAAAGAAACAAACCUCCAAACAUAAACGUCGUAAAUAGUGAUUCCGUCUUGUACAUUUUCGUAUACAAAAUAAUCCGAUAUUUGCUCUGAUACAAUUGAGUUUUUUAAUUUUGCGCUUUCGACGAAGUGUGUUUGUUAGCAAAAUAACCUAUUUAAGAGAUGAUUUUUACUGUAAACUCCAUUCGGUGCAGUAUUAUAAGCGAAAAUGAGCUUUAUUUGUAUGCAGUUAUACGAAUAGUUGGUUUCUAAAUCUCCAAAGUGUGUGAAAUUCUGGGGCGUGAGGUUUUUUUAUAAAGUCAGUGUAAGGAAAUUGUUGCUAAACAGAAUACUUUGAUUGGUAACUAAUUUGUAGACUUCAUCCAAUACAGGAUAAUUGACACACUGUAUAUAAUAUAACUCUCUGAACAUAAAGGCAGCUAAUAAAGUUGAAAUCUAAAGUUCAAAUAAAUUAGCCACUCAUACAUUUAAUGCUUAUUUUUUUAGAUACCUCACAAUAAUUAUUUCAGCUCCAAACAUACCCUAUCCACUUUGAAUUCGCCCAGUAUUUUUAACUAUUGUAUAAAUAGGAAGGGAAGUGAUAGAGCAAUGGUCAAAAUACUCCUUUUAACCGUUAUGUUUUAGGUUCGUAUCCCGCCCCACCUACUUCUGUCUGAAUAACCUUUUAGUAUCGGUAGACAUCAUCUUGGCGUUUUGACUCUGGGUAAAGUGCAUUAACCCGCAAAUCACAUGUGAGUUAAGUUAGAUUAAACAAAAGGAGUAUAUUGAUAAAAUAAUUCUUAAAACAAACCAAUAAGUGUAGGAUUCCAAUUCCACUAUAUCUACUUCAGUUUAAAAACCGAAUUAUCACCGUCCCUCAAAACCGAUAACGAAAUUUUAUGUGGUUGCUGAUCUGGAUUAACUAUAUAUUUAUAUGAGAACGAAUAAAAGUUCAUUUAUAUUUACUCUUGCAUACCUGACUUCACUAAGAAAAUAUUUCGCACUGUCCUGCCUUUAUUGCAUAUAUGAAAGGUGCUAUAUAAAAUUGAUUGGAAAGAACAGUUGUCUACUACUCAGAUUGGGCUUUAUAGUAAUCGUAAUUAAAUACACAUGCUACAUUUGAUGUUUUCGUAGCGGCUUCACAGUUUCAGGAUGCACUUAGAUGGUUUUCAUUCAAGCUAUCAGGCGUUCAUACUUUUAGUUCAAGAACUGGAUCUUUGAAUAAACUAUCAGCGACACUAGCUACGUAAACGUCUUUUUAGCGUUUAAUACUGGCCAUUUUAUUUCCAGUCCGAUUAAGUAUUUAUAGAUUAACCGUAACUCGUAACCUUUAGCACUUCCCCACACAUCAGUGUUUUUGUAGGUUCAUAUUCCUUCGAACUGAAUUUUCCAUAGUGGUAUGAAUGAAAUAAAGAAGUAAUGAAUAAACGAAGUAGAUGAGCCCUGUUAUAUAUUCUACUGUUUCUAAUACAAACGAAUCGCAUGGUUUAAUAAAGAAAGUAUCUCAUGUUCAUUAAAUAUCUAUUUGAACUCAUUUCUGUACUCAGAAUAUAUGGGUAUCAAAUCACAAAAUAUGUAAUUGGAAUGGUGGUGAUUUUCAUAUUACAUUUCAUCACCUUUGUGAAAUAUCUUACGACUAAAUUUGGAAUACGGUCAACAGGAUGAGGCGAAUCUAAUAGUCUUCAAGCCACUAGUUGCAAACUACAUUAGUGACUUGGGCCACGUGUUACAUAAACUUGAACACAGAUUACCACGACGCGCAAUGCUGACUAGCGUUGGAGACGGUUGGAAGAAAGUUAGAGGCGGCCAAACCAAAACAUGGGAUCAGUCUUUGAAUUCGCUAACUUCUAGUCUGAGCCAUAUUGGUAGAUGUAGACUACUCGGUUGGGGUCCGCGUAAAUAUUGUAACCAAUGGUUGGAGACUGGGUGACAUGGAUCAUAAUCGGUCACAAUGGCGUAGGUGUAUACACUGUUUGUCUACCCUUAAACCUUAGAUUAAAAUUACUUUAUACCUUUUUUUCUCUACAAACUAAUUCUUUCUUCCUGUUUUAUAUCUUUAUAUGCACCCUUUUUUACAUAUUACUAUCAUUGAAGUAACUACUAUGAAUUUGGUGUUCAUCUUGUUGUGCUAAUGAGGUGUAACAACCUGGACCGAUGCAUAUAUGUACCUGGUCCCACGUUUUAGCUGACUGAGUAACUAACUAGUUUCAAGUCAAACAUAGGAAUGGUCACCACACUAUCAACGCACUGUCAAAUGUUUAGACAUGAUCUCAUAAUUAGCGCAAAUAAAACAAUUUGGUUGCUGAGUAAAAAUGACUAGAAACUACUCAUUUAAGUUAGCUACUUAAAUGAGUUGGUUAUAUUUAUGCCUAAAGUAAAUAUAGGGUUUAGUAACUAGAAAAAAAAAAGAUAGUUAUCCUUUGUGAUGGUGUCAAGCUUAUUACAAUAUUGGGUUGAAUGUUUUGAUUUCACAAACAAACCUCGGAAUUUUUCAGUCUGAACUGUAUGAUCUUCAUUCUGCCCUAAAAUAUUUAGUAAGUUUUAUAUGAGUGGACAUCGGAAUACAUUGCUACUCAUAUUUGGUCCUCCCCUCCUAAAAUCUUCCCUUAUCCAUUUUUAACAGCUAUCACUAUUUAUCUGAUUGGCCUUAAUGAAUUAUGAGUAAGGGAUUGGCCCCAAGUAAAAGUACUGUGUACAUAAGUAAUCUGCCAUUCAGCCUAACCAACAAUGAUAUUCAUCAAAUAUUACAGCCAUAUGGUAAAGUGGUCAGAGUAACUGUGGUAAAAGAUAAAGAAAGUCGGAAAAGCAAAGGUGUUGCAUUCGUCUUAUUCUUAGAUAAAAAUGAUGCUUUUAAUUGUGCAAAUAAAUUGAAUAAUAUGCAGAUGUUUGGUCGUACACUGAAAGCAUCAAUCGCCCGAGAUAAUGGUCGAGCUGCUGAAUUUAUUCGUAGACGAGAAUAUCCUAAUAAAUCUCGAUGCUAUGAAUGCGGCUCUUUCGGACAUCUUAGUUAUAAAUGUGAAAAAAACUCAUUGGGUGAACGUGAACAACCAGUAAAGAAACGUAAAGUUCGAAAGAAACUCAAAUCCGCGUAAUAGGAAAACACAAAUGAAUCACGACAACAGCGACAAUGAGAAUGAUCAGGAUAAUGAAAUAGAUGAUCCGUUGGAUAGCUGGAGUGCGGCUGUACAACAUCAAGCAGAACUCUACAGUAGACAAUCGUCAUCCCAAUCAACAUCGAAGAAACUAUGUAUUCGUCCGAAUUCAUAUUUUUCGGACGAAGAGGAUAUUGAUGAUUCUUAAGUGUACAGUUAGUUUCCCCUCGGAAAUUCUCCCUACCUUCUUGAGUUUUUACGUAUUAUUCUUAAUCAGUGAUGAUGGUUAUCCUGGACGCUUAAAAAUGAAUACAUUGUCAUUGAUUUUUACCACUUUAUUGUACAACAAAACGUUUUAAUGCAAUGCUAGACUUGAAUUCAUCUUCAUUUUUAGCAUACUUUAUGUACAUAUAUAUUAUGGCUUUACUGUGUAAUGUAAAUAAAAGUAUAUAUUUACUAACUAUAGUUAUUAAAGUGCUUACAGCUGGAAACGUGAUCACAAGGAAGCAAUAACUAGCAUGGAAAAUACAGUCAGCUCAAGUUAUUGCAAGAUAAAGCUGUACAGUGGGAGAAAACUAGUAAAUAGGAAGAGGUUCAAAG